UUCAAGGAAGCUCUUUAAAAAUGGAUCACCUGGAUACGAGAUUGGAUUCCGAGACGAGCAAGUCGAAGUCUCUGAAAUUCGGCGUAGAGAGGAUUCUCUCCAGCGAGUUCACCUCGAAGAAGACAGAUCUCAUCAGAGUCCUCCCAGUGCAAUGCAAUUUCUCGUCGAUGUGUCCCUGUCCAGGGAAUUGCCCGCGAUGUGAGAUCUUCCGAACUGCACUUCCAGCAUCGCAGUCCCCAAUCUCGCCUGCAAUCCCCAUGGCCAACUUUAGCAUAACAGAAAGUUAUGGCAAUUUGUACAGGCCUGCCCCGAUUCGGCCAAUCGCAAGAGCGGCUCCACCGAGUACACAGACUGUAAUGAGCACACCCGAAAGUGGUGUACGUAGGAAAAGGUCGUGGUCGAGAGCCGUAUUUAGCUCCCUGCAGAGAAAAGGUCUUGAAAGGAGGUUUUCUCUACAGAAAUAUAUCACGAAACCUGACAGGCGUCAAUUGGCCGCCACCCUUGGGCUUACGGAUGCGCAGGUAAAGGUGUGGUUCCAAAAUCGACGAAUGAAGUGGCGACAUACCAAAGAAGGUGGGAACGUCACGCCUGCCGAUUCGACGCAGCGAGAUUUCCCUCGGAAAUCGGGAAAUGAUCCACCGGGAAAUCUGACGGAUGGACAACCUGAAGAAGAUCUGGAAAUAGAAGUGGACGUCUGAGAUUAAUUAGUUCACUCGAAUGGGAGAACUGAACAAUGCCGGACAUUAUAUAUCGAUGUAGCUAAAACAACCUCGAGUGCUCUUCUAAAAUUUACCUUGAUACCAGAUAUAAAUUAAAUAAUUACGAUUAAUGUGCAAUUGCGAAUGGGAGAAAUUAAUGUAGAUCGAGUAAGAUUCAAUGUAACCAUCUGAGAAUUAGAUUAAAAUGGUGAAACGAG
Molecule: messenger RNA, 916 nt
Organism: Orussus abietinus
Lineage: Eukaryota; Metazoa; Arthropoda; Insecta; Hymenoptera; Orussidae
Product: H2.0-like homeobox protein
Exons: 4
Coding region: 21-698 (225 amino acids)
Biological process (GO): regulation of DNA-templated transcription
Molecular function (GO): sequence-specific DNA binding; DNA-binding transcription factor activity, RNA polymerase II-specific
Source: RefSeq, a predicted model, not a curated record